CGCGGUAGAGUGAAUUUGGAGGCGCGGUCAGGGCGGUGUUGCUCGGUCUCCCGGAAGGAGGGUGUCGCGCUGCAGCUUUGGCGCUGAAAUCCUGAGAAUGGUGCUGAUCAAGGAAUUCCGCAUAGUUCUGCCAUGCUCCGUGGAAGAGUAUCAAGUUGGACAGCUGUACUCCGUGGCAGAAGCCAGCAAGAAUGAAACUGGUGGUGGUGAAGGAAUUGAGGUUUUAAAGAAUGAGCCAUAUGAAAAAGAUGGUGAAAAGGGUCAAUAUACACACAAAAUCUAUCAUUUGAAGAGCAAAGUUCCUGGCUUUGUGAAGAUGUUCGCUCCAGAGGGGUCAUUAGUCUUUCAUGAAAAAGCUUGGAAUGCAUUUCCUUACUGCAGAACAAUUGUAACGAAUGAAUACAUGAAAGAUGACUUUUUCAUUAAAAUUGAGACAUGGCAUAAACCAGAUAUGGGAACUCAAGAAAAUGUCCAUUGUCUAGAUCCCAACAUAUGGAAGUCGGUUGAUGUGGUCGACAUUGACAUUGCAGACAGGAGCCAAGUAGAACCUGCAGACUACAAAGCUACUGAAGACCCUGCAAUAUUUCAAUCUGUUAAAACAAAAAGGGGCCCUUUGGGUCCCAACUGGAAGAAGGAGUUAGUGAACGCUGAGGAUUGCCCACGCAUGUGUGCAUACAAGCUGGUAACAAUAAAAUUUAAAUGGUGGGGACUUCAAAACAAAAUUGAAAGUUUUAUUCAGAAGCAAGAAAAGCGAAUAUUUACCAACUUUCACAGACAGGUGUUCUGUUGGAUUGAUGAUUGGAUUGACCUGACCAUGGAAGAUAUUAGAAGAAUGGAGGAUAAAACACAGAGAGAAUUGGAAGCAAUGCGUAAGAGUGGUGCUACUCGAGGCACAACAGCAGCUGAUCAAUAAGAAAGUCCUCUCUAGUUUGAGGGGUAAAAUUGAGAUGUCUGCGCAACCAAGGUCAAGUAAGAGGAACAAGCGCUGCUACUGAUAAAUGAAGAUGGACCUGACCAAAUCGCAUGCAGAAUUGAUUUUGCCAUUUAUACCUGUUUAUAUACCUAUACACUAAUGUAUAGCUGUAUAAACCCUUCUGAGCAUCAGCUGCUUUAGUGUACUGUACCUGACAUGAGUAAAAAGAUAAGAGAAUGUUUACUGUAUAUAAAUAUCAAUAGUUUACCUAAUGUUAUACUUAGUACAGACCCUCCAGCCAAUAUUCUACCAAUAUUCUACCAAAUUGACAAAGAUGUUCCUUAUGUAUAUACAUAUAUAUUUUUAAUGAAUGAACAUACAAAUGAAUGCAGAAAUGACUUUGCCUUCAGAGACUAUAGUCUAUCCUGUCUAAGUCUAUCCUGUCUAAGUCUAUUCUAAGUCUAUCCUGCAGAAAUCUAUUUUUCUCAGAUUUGAAUCCUGUGUAAAACACUAACACCCGUCUUAUAUUUCCCACAUUGGCAGACCUUUGUCUAUUAUUUGACAUAGAAAAUGAUCCCCACUCCUGAAGCGGCUUUUAAAUAUCUCUUAAGGAAAAAUUCUAUCCGCCAGAUACUGCUUUUCCACUUGGUGUUGCCAUUUGGUAACUAUGCAAACUGUUUUGGUUUCACUAUGUAUGCAUUAACGUCCAGCUAAUUUAUACACUUCUCAUGUGGAUACAAGUAAGAUUCAACUUGACACAUAUUUAAGUUGCUUAGUAAUUCCGUUAUUUAAGUAUGCAGGCAAACUAUCAGACAGGCUAAAUGUACAUCAUGAUAGAUAUCGGUUUCCUUUUUUUUUUUAUGAAAGGUAGGCAUAUUAAAUUCCAAUUUUGGACAUGUUGGUUACUAGAUUUAAACUAAUAGAAGAAUAUUUAUUUUUUAGGUAGGUCGUUUAACUAAAAUCCAACAAUUAAAUACAAUCUAUGUACAUUUUGCCUUUUAAUAUUUUAGGACCUUUUUGAAAAUCGCUAUAUUUAAUAAAGCUCCAUCAUUGUACUUUGGCAAUUUGUUGUUCAAGAAAACUACCCAGGUCUUAAAGGGACUGCAUUUCUUUUGGAGAAAUAAAACAAGGGGUGCCAGUUUCUUUGCACUGUAUAAAAUUUAUGUGUCCCAAAAAAAAAACACCACUAUAGGAUGUGCUGUCACUCCAGUCUGCUGAGACGUUUUGUGGCAUCUGUAAAGAGUAAUCUUUCAAAUGGACCGAGCACUGAAGAUGGGCGUUCUUUUUAAAAUCACGUGGGACUAUCACUUUUAAGCUUACAUCUGGCUUACCACUUCUCAUGCCUAUUGAACAAUGCAGCCCUUGUCUAUAUUUUUCCUUUGUAUUUUAGUGAUGCUGUACUGUCUCUUCAAAGCAGGUGUGGGCAAACUGUGCCUCUCCAGAUGAUCAUGAACUACAGUUCCAGGUAUUCUACUCUAGGCAUUGUAGUUUAACAACAUCUGGAAGGGCAGAGAUUGCUCCUCACUGCUUUUAAAUAGUAAGUGUAUCCAACUGGGCUUAACUCCUCAGCCAGUCCAAUGGACUUGUUUUGGCUGGGUGUGCUAAGUCUGUGAUCUGAAUGGAUAGUUUGCACAAUUUCUACUACCAGGCAAGGGAACGUGCAAUUUUCUUUCUGUAUAGAUAUUAAAGUUCAGGGACACAUAUACUGAAUGUAAACUGUUUAGAACUGCAAACAGUAUGUAAGCGUGUCUGUUAAAUUAAAUGAACCAAUAAAUGUCAUCAGCCCA
This is a messenger RNA of Xenopus laevis (African clawed frog), 2700 nucleotides long. It is a transcript of the gene pitpnb.2.L, whose product is annotated as phosphatidylinositol transfer protein beta L homeolog. Gene Ontology annotation, biological process: phospholipid transport; lipid translocation; intermembrane lipid transfer. NCBI's taxonomy places the organism in Eukaryota, Metazoa, Chordata, Amphibia, Anura, Pipidae. Gene Ontology annotation, molecular function: phosphatidylinositol binding; phosphatidylinositol transfer activity; phosphatidylcholine intramembrane carrier activity. The record is from RefSeq and is marked provisional. Gene Ontology annotation, cellular component: Golgi membrane; cytoplasm; endoplasmic reticulum membrane.